Messenger RNA from Pediculus humanus corporis (human body louse), 819 nucleotides. Its product is annotated as RNA-binding protein squid, putative. Gene Ontology annotation, cellular component: nucleoplasm. The transcript has a single exon. Gene Ontology annotation, molecular function: RNA binding. The coding region runs from base 1 to 819 and encodes 272 amino acids. Lineage: Eukaryota; Metazoa; Arthropoda; Insecta; Psocodea; Pediculidae. Gene Ontology annotation, biological process: regulation of gene expression. The record is from RefSeq and is a predicted model, not a curated record.
AUGGAUUACAGAAAUGGACCGUCGAAGGGAACGGCAGGGAUCCGUGGUAAAGACGAUGAUAAAAAAUUAUUCGUCGGAGGAUUGCCAAAACUUUGCGGUGAAAAAGAACUGAACGAAACAUUUUCAAAAUUCGGUACCAUCGAAUCCAUAAACAUAAAAAAAGAUCCCAUAACGAAAGUUCCUCGCGGAUUUUGUUUCAUCGUUUUCAGUGAUCCGAACGUCGUGGAUCAAAUUCUCUCGUCGGGAGACAUAUGUGUCAAUGGUAAAAAAGUCGAUCCGAGGAGGGUGACGAAAACGACGCCCCCGGGAAAAAUAUUCAUCGGAGGUUUGACGACGGAUUUCACGGAGGAAAAAAUAAAAGAACAUUUCAGUCAGUACGGUAAAAUAACGGAUGUACAAUGGCCGUUCGACCGGCAAAAAAAUCAAAAGAGAGCCUAUUGCUUUUUGACUUUCGAAAAUCGCGACACGGUCACGGAGCUGUUGAAAACGCCAAAGCAAGAAGUUCUCGGAAAAGAAUUGGACGUCAAAAAAGUUAAACUUAAUCCGGAAACAAUGUGGCAACACGGCGGAGCCAUCGGAGCUUAUCCGGGAGGAAGAGGACGGGGAGCCUAUGCUCCCGCUUACGGAGCCGCAUACACGUACCCGGCCUACGGCUACGAUUACGCACCCGUCGACUACACGGGCUACGAAGAUUACUGCAAGGCCUACGAAACAUAUUAUGACAAUUACGACUACGACGCAUAUCCUCCGGCGUAUGCACCGAGGGCGCCGAGGGGAGGUCGCACCGUCGGAGGCUACGCCCGACACGCUCCCUACUGA